Messenger RNA from Xenopus laevis (African clawed frog), 3168 nucleotides. RefSeq names its product zinc fingers and homeoboxes protein 2 (gene zhx2.S). The coding region runs from base 708 to 3068 and encodes 786 amino acids. NCBI's taxonomy places the organism in Eukaryota, Metazoa, Chordata, Amphibia, Anura, Pipidae. Gene Ontology annotation, biological process: negative regulation of transcription by RNA polymerase II; regulation of transcription by RNA polymerase II. The transcript is spliced from 4 exons. Gene Ontology annotation, cellular component: nucleus. Gene Ontology annotation, molecular function: DNA-binding transcription factor activity, RNA polymerase II-specific; DNA binding. The record is from RefSeq and is a predicted model, not a curated record.
GAAGAAUGAGUGGGAAGAGAGAGGGAGAAUGUCCCCGAGUGACGCUACUCAGCCGGACAACAAGAAAACCACAUUUAGUUAUUUGCAAAGUGACGUGGGAGCAGUUCAGCGGGGCACGUGAUCAGCAAUAUCAACAGUUUGCGGAACUUCCCCCACAGUAAAUCGUGUUUCUCUCUCUCUUUUAUCGGCUCCUAUUGAAUAUGUAAUGGAGAAGCCGCCGUCCUGCCACAGACAAUGACGUUCUUUCCGCGGAGUAACUUUGCGCAAGAAGAGUGCGGCGGCUGAAGUGCGGGAGGAAUCGUAUGCAAAUGCGCACGCUGACGUUACAGAUCAUGUGGGUUUUGGCGUAGAUUCCCCACUGAUCGACGGUUUUUUUUUUUUUUUUUUGCUCCCACCGUUGCGCUGUUUGCGGGUGCGAGAUCGGAAGUGUUCGCGAGUCUCCGGGUUUCUGUCCCGCUGUGACGUCACAAAGAGAAACCUUCCGAGCAGGUUCGGGCAGUAGAUGGGAGGACUUCGGGAUGUGGCUUGACAUGAUUGAGAAGAGGGCUCCAUCUUAACCGAGGCUUACAAUUAAAUCCAUCCCUAUGCUGAUACAUAGCAACAGACAGCACUGGCCUUGGAAAACCUGCGGGGUUUAAAGACUAUUGUUACCUGAGUGAAUUAACUCUGCAUCCAGCUACUGCAGACUCUCCUAGUCCAUCCUCAGCAUGGCUAGCAAAAGGAAGUCAACCACCCCGUGUAUGGUGCGAGCUUCUGAAAUUAUCGACCAGGAGGACAACGAUCUCGAUAAUGUCGACGAAAACUCUGUCACGCCUGGCCCAGACCCAAAUGACGACUGGUCAGGAGACAAAGACAAACCUGUGAAGGAAACGGAAAACGAUAAGCCCUCUGCUGAAAAUCAAUCCAAAAAACUUCAAGGGGGUUAUGAGUGUAAAUACUGCCCCUACGUCACCCAAAAUCUCAAUGAAUUUACUGAACACGUUGAUAUGCAGCACCCCAACGUAAUUCUCAACCCACUUUAUGUCUGCGCCGAAUGUAACUUCACAACCAAAAAAUACGACUCCUUGUCCGAUCACAACUCGAAAUUUCAUCCCGGCGAAAACAACUUCAAAUUAAAGUUGAUGAAACGCAAUAAUCAAACUAUCCUAGAGCAGUCGAUCGAGGGAAGCGUUAACAUCAGCGUUGCUCAGGAAAACUUUGACGGUGACGACAGCCCGUCCGGGAUUUCCGUAAGCAAAAUGCCAAUGAUGAAGUUCGGAAAAGCACGGAUGGAGGGUAAGAAAGCAACAAGGUUGCACAAUAACUUUUAUGAUGGAAGCAACAUUACAGAAACAAAUGGUAUUUCCAGUGACCUGCGUGGGGAUAUUUUGACUCACGUUUCCCCUUUUGUUCAGCUUCCGCCCAAUAUUAACCUUCUUCCAAAAGUCCCAGUGCCUCUGAACAGCACCAAAUACAAUUCUGCUCUUGACACAAACACGACCUUGAUCAACUCGUUCAAUAAAUUUCCUUACCCAACCCAAGCGGAGUUGUCUUGUUUGACUGUUGUGUCCAAACACCCAGAGGAACAGAUUCGAAUAUGGUUUGCUACUCAGCGGUUAAAACAUGGCAUCAGCUGGUCUCCGGAGGAAGUUGAAGAGGCAAGGACAAAAAUGUUCAAUGGCACUAUACAGUCUGUCCCCCAAACAAUUACUGUCUUACCAACCCCCAUAACCAAUUCAACGAAAAUCUCUCAGCCUCUUAUCCAGACUGCUUUGCCGUGUCAGAUAAUUGGUCAAACUGGGCUAGUCUUUACUCAGGUGGCCAAUUCACCCGCUGCAACUGUCCAUCCAUUUUCAGCUAAUACUGGUGCUAUUUCUAAUCAAACCCAAAAACAGCAGAUGCAACAAGACACACCAGAGUCCAAACGGCAAAUAAUUACACACAAGCCACCAGCAAUUCAACCCAAGUUGAAUGCCACACCGCUAAAUGAACGUAAAAAGACAAAGGAGCAGAUCGGGUUGCUGAAAGCCAGUUUUGUUCGAAGCCAGUUUCCUGACGACACUGAAAUCUAUAGACUAAUUGAUGUUACUGGGCUGUCCAGAAGUGAAAUUAAAAAGUGGUUCAGUGAUCAUAGAUACAGGAGUCAGAGAGGAAUAGUUCAUAUCACGAGUGAAUCCAUAGCUAAAGACAAAGUAACAUCUAGGUCUACCCGGGGUUACCAUCCAUACAGAGACCUCACUCCUCAGAAGGUCACCGAGACGACGGAAGAACAGCUUGCUUGUCUCGAAAGCAGUUUUCUUAAAAGUUCGUAUCCAACUCAAAAUGAAAUGGAUCAUUUAAAAGCUGAGACUAAAAUGACUCGAAAAGAAUUAGACUUGUGGUUUUCAGAAAGAAGAAAAAUCAGGGAUUCCAUGGAGCAAGCUGUGUUGGAUUCUAUGGGCUCAGACAAAAAUGAUACCAUGCCCAUGAAUGGGGCUUCUCCUCAAAGGGGAAAUGUAUCUGGUUCUUGGCCAGAAACCACAGCACCAUGCAAGUCUAAGCAGGAACAGCUCCAUUUACUAAAAAGUACAUUUGCAAGAACCCAGUGGCCUUCCCCACAAGACUACGACCAGUUGGCAUUGCAGACUGGUCUUGUUCGGACUGAAAUAGUGAAGUGGUUUAAGGACAAUAGGUGUGUUCUAAAAACGGGGAGCCUAAGGUGGAUGGAACAAUACAGGAAACAUUAUGAGCGCUCUCUAGACGAGAGAAGAAAAUACAUAAAGAUGAUUUCAGCCACCGAGGUCGGAAAGGACACUCUAACAAGGUAUUUCCAAGAGUACAACCAGUUACACGAAGAGGACAUUGAGCUCUUGAGUUCAAGGUUACAGAUAAGUCCAGAUGACAUAAGAGUAUACUUUGUGGAAUGGCAGCAACAAGCAGCAUUCGAUCAAAUGGAGAGCAGUAGCCAAGAUGAAGACGCCAUGACAGAAAAUGAAUUCACAGGCAAAGACUGGGCCGGUGGACCUCUGGCAGAUGAUGAGGCUAUUUCUGAUGGUGCAGACAGCUGGGGACAGGCAGCAGCGGACACUCCAGAAGAUACGCCUAAUUAAGAUAAUGAUGGUUAGUCAAGGUUAUCGGAUCCUGUCCAGUAUCUGGGAUGGUUGUAGUCUUUGCAGAUAAUAUAGAGAUAUAUUUUCCUACAAGAACUGA